Thlaspi arvense is the source of this 738-nucleotide messenger RNA. The record is from the annotation of a GenBank genome assembly. Lineage: Eukaryota; Viridiplantae; Streptophyta; Magnoliopsida; Brassicales; Brassicaceae.
AUGCCGUUAGACGUUCAAUCGACUAACGUCCGUGUAUACCUCCGUCUGCCACCCUUUAUGCUGCUGACGCCGGUACACCGUACCGGUUCACGUGGAGUUUCCAAGUUCGACGAGCUUUUGCCUCGUUGCUUAUUUAGUGCUCAACUAACAGAGGCCGUUCAAGGUUUUGGUUCUGGUGAUUUAGCCAUGGAUGCGGACAAGGAGAUUCCUACAAACAGAACUUACCGGUUAAUUGGAACCCUGUUCAAUUUCCUUCUGAAGUGCAUUUUCCGGCUUCUCUCCUUCGGCCCAAUACCACAGCACAUCGCCUUCAUAUUAGAUGGAACAGAAGAUAUGCAAGGAAGUGGUCUUUGGAGGAAGGGGCGGGCCACAGAUUGGAGAAAACCGCACGAAGUCCAGUACGUCAUGGACUUGAUGCAGGAAAAAAUUGAAGGGUUGCUCCAAGAGCAGAAAGUACUCAACCGGCAUGGAAUCAGGGUUUAUUUUGUGGGUGACCUCAAAUAUCUGACGGAACCGGUCAGGUCCGCGGCCUUUCGGGUCAUGGAGGCCACUGCCGGCAACUCCCGUUUCAUGAUUGCCGUUUGCGUCGGUUACACCUCCACCUACGAGAUCGCCCACGCCGGUAUAAAUGGUUCAACUGAAGGCUCAAAAGGAGAAGAGAAGAUGGCGUUGAAGCCGGGGGAGGAGGCUCUGAGUUUGGGGACGUCGAGAGUCGCAUGUACAUGGGAUGAUGCCUGA